UAAAUUGUUUUGAUUAGGUCCCAUCAACUACAAGCGACGAUGGAUACUAUCACGCCUGCUAAGUCUGAUCCGACGGGUGUUGAACCCCCUGUGGAAAUCCCCCACAAUGAGCCUGUCAUUGAGCCACUCGAUCUACUUGAGGAGUCCGAAGUCCGAACCAAGCUACGUAUCUACGCCAUCUUGCUCGCACUUUAUCUCGUCCUGUUCAUAGCAGCCCUUGAUCAAACUAUCAUCGCUACAUCCAUUCCUAUAAUCUCUGCCUCUCUACAAUCCGCCUCAGGCUAUGUCUGGAUUGGCGGCGCUUACUUACUGGCCAACGCCGCGGCGGGUCCAAUUUGGGCUAGAUGUAGUGACAUUUGGGGUCGGAAGCCUGCUCUCUUAGGGGCAGUCGGCAUCUUUGCUGUCGCUAGUAUAAUUGCGGCAUUAAGUAUUAACAUGCCAAUGUUAAUUGCUGGACGUGCGCUACAGGGCACGGCUGGUGCUGGGUUGUUCCAAUUAGUGACCAUCACUAUCUCGGAUCUUUUUAGCAUGCGAAAACGACCGCUGUAUCUCGGCCUACUAGGCGUUAUGUGGGCCGUGGCUGCGUCUGCUGGUCCCCUAAUUGGCGGCGCGUUCACCGAACUCGUGAAUUGGCGCUGGUGCUUUUGGAUCAAUCUCCCCUCCUGCGGACUCUCAUUCGUGCUCUUGUUGCUUUUUCUAGAUGUGCACAAUCCCCGGACAAAACUGCGCGAUGGCGUCAAAGCUAUCGACUGGUACGGAAUUAUUUCCAUUUUGGCGGUUACUCUACUCCUCCUUCUCGGACUUGACUUCGGAGGUGCGAUAUUUCCUUGGAACAGCCCGAAAGUCAUCUGCCUGAUUGUGUUUGGGGCGUUUAUGAUAGGCUUCUUUCUGUUCAGCGAAAAGCGCCUGGCCAAAUAUCCCCUAAUUCCGCUUGGCAUGUUCAAGAACAGGUCCACCAAUGCAGCUUUCCUUGUUGGCUUCGCGCACAGCAUGGUCUCCAUCGGCGUAGAAUAUUACCUGCCGCUAUAUUUUCAAAGCGUCAAGCAAGCGUCGCCUCUUCGCAGUGGCAUUCUAAUCCUACCAAUGAUUGUUACAGAAGCAGUGGUAGACAUAUUUACCGGCAUUCUAAUUCAUAGGACGGGCCGCUACAGAGAAAUCGCAUGGCUUGGGGCAGCAUUAAUGACGUUGGGUACUGGGCUGUAUAUCAACUUCCGCACGGAAACAUCUAUCGCGAUGAUCGCCGGGUUCGAAAUUGUAGGCGGUAUUGGCAUUGCGCUCUUAUUCCAAGUACCAAUGCUCGCCAUCCAAAAUUCCGUCAGUCAAGCCGAUACUGCGUCAGCCACCGCGAGCUUGGGCUUCAUUCGUAACCUAGCGACAUCAUUAUCAAUUGUGCUUGGCGGUGUGGUUUUUCAGAAUAGCAUGGCUGCCCGCCAAUCGUCUCUGGCCGCCGCUGGUCUCAGUGGACCCGUCCUCAACGCCUUGUCCGGCGAUCAAGCUGCAGCUAACGUAGAAAUUGUCGGAUCCAUCCAAGAUGCCGCGCAGCGCCAAGUCAUACAAGAUGCUUUCGCAGGAAGCCUUAGGAAUAUGUUCAUAAUGUACACCUGCAUAGCGGGGGUUACAAUAGUGCCAAGCCUUUUCAUCAAACAUCGUCACAUGAGCACGGAGCAUACGGAGACGAAGACAGGUAUUCAGCAAUUAACAGAACGUGUGGCUUGAGAGCUGGUAUAGCAUAUAGUCUAGGCAAUAUAGUCGAUGGUGAGAAUUCCGGUUCUUCAGAAGCCUGACUCUAUCAUACGGACCUCCAACUUACGCUAGUUUUUACCAUACGGUCUAAUUACCUAGUCUUCUAACCACACACCUAGACAUGAAAAGAGGGAAGGGAAAGGGAAGAAAAAUAAAGAUACCUGCGUGGUUUCACUACAUAAAAUCCGCUAGAUCUAGUUAAAGACCAUGUACCUAAGUCUCAGCUGGUCUGUUCCCCUUGGCUAGAGCACGUAGCAACAGGUGACCUAGUACUCUUGAGUUCUAACGAGACCACUUGCAAUUAAUAAU
This is a messenger RNA of Hypoxylon trugodes, 2052 nucleotides long. RefSeq names its product major facilitator superfamily domain-containing protein. The coding region runs from base 40 to 1716 and encodes 558 amino acids. The record is from RefSeq and is a predicted model, not a curated record. Gene Ontology annotation, biological process: transmembrane transport. Gene Ontology annotation, molecular function: transmembrane transporter activity. The transcript is spliced from 2 exons. NCBI's taxonomy places the organism in Eukaryota, Fungi, Ascomycota, Sordariomycetes, Xylariales, Hypoxylaceae.